Anneissia japonica is the source of this 1080-nucleotide messenger RNA. RefSeq lists its product as uncharacterized. NCBI's taxonomy places the organism in Eukaryota, Metazoa, Echinodermata, Crinoidea, Comatulida, Comatulidae. The transcript is spliced from 7 exons. Bases 106 to 1080 code for a protein of 324 amino acids. The record is from RefSeq and is a predicted model, not a curated record.
GAACGGCAUUAUAAAAGUAAGCAGUUCCAGUAGCAUUUCAUUCGGCCAUUGAAUUCUGCCGAGAACAGUGACUUUUUCAUUAACUGUGAGGCAAUAGAAGCAAACAUGCGUGCUGUUGUACUGCUUGGGUUGUUUGCGUUGGUGCAAUUGGCUGCAGCCACUCAUUACCGUGGCGGUACCUUCUACUGGGAACGACUAGGUAGAGAAAAGAUUCGUGUAUACUGGCGUUUGGCCUACCAACUAACAUCCUCCUACCCUGAAUACUACUGUUCCCACGUCGGUGAAAGACUCCAGGCUGAAACGGCGCUGAUACUUGAUUGUCCCACCUGUACCACUAAUCAAACCAUCUUGUCGCCAUUGCAAAUGGAAUGUGUGUCCAUUUCGAGAGAGAUGGGAUGGAGUAUCCUGCAGGGGCAUAUUGAUUACUAUGCAGAUCGUGAAAUCUUUAGAAUGAACUAUCACACAAUAGGAAGCUGUACAGACAGCAGUUGGAUCCAACUGCAAAAUUAUGACAGUGGAAAAUGUUGGUCUCUGCUUACGCAAGUCGAUACCUCAAUGAACAACCACUCUCCACGUCUAACAACUGGUCUACCAGUGUACAGAGUCCGACAGGGAUGCAGGCGAUUGAUUGACUUAAUGCCAACUGAUCCUGACGAUGACGUCAUUAGGUGCCGAUGGGCAGCGGACUCAAAGGAUGAAUGUCCUCCAGCUAGAGAUUACAACGACAAAAAACGAGUUUGCGGACAAGCAACCGAUUUAACGAUCCUGUACGGGGAUAAAUGUCUUAUCCAAUUCGACACCGAUUUAAAUAGUAGACUCGGGUGGUAUGGUGCCUCCGUUAUGGUAGAAGAUUUCAAAAACAAGAAGAGUACCGAAGCUAAGAGUACGGUUCCAUACCAGUUCCUCCUUGACGUCACCGAACUGUUCAGGAAGUGCAGGGAAGUUGGCCCGAAGGCUUUACUUUCGAAUACACCAAACCACCGCCAGCUGCUAUUGUCGAAGCAGUCAUCACCUUCCAGAGUAAUAAAGUUGGUAAGAAUGCCUUCAGUUUCACCGCCAUCGAUGACAACGGGUAAGUAG